Calypte anna (Anna's hummingbird) is the source of this 5468-nucleotide messenger RNA. RefSeq names its product heparan sulfate 6-O-sulfotransferase 1 (gene HS6ST1). The record is from RefSeq and is a predicted model, not a curated record. The transcript has 2 exons. Gene Ontology annotation, cellular component: membrane. NCBI's taxonomy places the organism in Eukaryota, Metazoa, Chordata, Aves, Apodiformes, Trochilidae. Gene Ontology annotation, molecular function: heparan sulfate 6-sulfotransferase activity. Bases 213 to 1439 code for a protein of 408 amino acids.
CCUCCGGAGCGGCUGGCUGCGGGCUGCCCCCGUCCCGCUCCCGGCGCUGCCCGCGGCGGGGCGGGCGGGGAGCCGAGGCGAGCCAGGGAGCGGCCCGCUGCCUCCGGGGAGCAGCGGGGGGAGGCGACUGGCACAGGCGCCUGGUUCUACCGCCCGCCCCUCGGCACCGCCGCCGUCUGCUCAGCGCUGGAAGCCCCGGGAGAUGGUGACACAUGAAGCGUGCGGGAAGGACCAUGGUUGAGAGGACCAGCAAGUUCUUGCUGAUCGUGGCCGUCUCGGUGUGCUUUAUGCUUAUCCUGUACCAGUACGUGGGGCCGGGGCUGAACCUGGGUUCCCCCAGCGGCCGCUCCUACUCGGAGGAGCUGGACCUCUUCCCCACGCCGGACCCGCACUACGUGAAGAAGUACUACUUCCCCGUGCGGGAGCUGGAGCGGGAGCUCGCCUUCGAUAUGAAGGGCGAAGACGUGAUAGUCUUCUUGCACAUCCAGAAGACCGGCGGCACCACCUUCGGUCGCCACUUGGUGCAAAACGUGCGGCUGGAGGUGCCUUGCGACUGCCGUCCCGGGCAGAAGAAGUGCACCUGCUACCGCCCCAAUCGCCGGGAGACGUGGCUCUUCUCCCGCUUUUCCACGGGCUGGAGCUGCGGGCUGCACGCCGACUGGACCGAGCUCACCAACUGCGUGCCCGGAGUGCUGGACCGCCGGGAGAGCGCCUCUGCUAAGACGCCCAGAAAAUUUUACUACAUCACACUGCUGAGAGAUCCUGUGUCUCGUUACCUCAGCGAAUGGCGUCACGUCCAGAGAGGAGCCACGUGGAAAACCUCCUUGCACAUGUGUGAUGGCAGGACCCCAACUCCUGAAGAGCUGCCCUCGUGCUACGAGGGCACGGACUGGUCAGGCUGCACGCUCCAGGAGUUCAUGGAUUGCCCCUACAAUUUGGCCAACAACCGCCAAGUGAGGAUGUUGGCUGACCUGAGCUUAGUGGGGUGCUACAACAUGUCCUUCAUCCCAGAGAACAAGCGGGCGCAGAUCCUGCUGGAGAGUGCAAAAAAGAACCUCAAAGACAUGGCCUUCUUCGGCCUGACGGAGUUCCAGAGAAAGACUCAGUACCUGUUUGAGAGGACUUUCAACCUGAAGUUCAUCCGUCCCUUUAUGCAGUACAACAGCACCAGGGCGGGAGGGGUGGAGGUGGACAAUGACACCAUCCGGAGGAUUGAGGAGCUCAAUGACUUGGACAUGCAGCUCUACGACUAUGCAAAAGACCUUUUCCAACAGCGCUACCAGUACAGGAGGCAGCUGGAGAGGAUGGAGCAGAGGAUAAAGAACCGGGAAGAGAGGCUUCUUCACCGGUCCAGUGAAGCGCUUCCCAAGGAAGAGACCGAGGAGCAAGGACGUUUGCCCACUGAGGACUACAUGAGCCAUAUUAUAGAGAAGUGGUAGCCUAGGGAGACUUUUAUAUGAACAGUAUUCUAGGGUUUCCAUAUAAAAAAAAAAAACAAAAACAAACCUGGAAGUAAAAUUGCAAAAAAAAAAAACCAAAAAAAAAAAACAACCCGUCAAAAAUAUUUUAUUUAAAAGCAAGUCUGUAAAACAGAAGAUAGAUUGCUUCCUUGAGCGUAGGGUCUUUUUACUGUUUCUUACAAGACCGUUAAGAUUCUUUAAAAAAAAAAUAAAUAAAUACAUAAAAAUGAAAAAAAAAAAGUUCAACAUUAUAAUGCAGAGAUAAAAAAAAAUACACAAAUGCAAUUACCCGCUCUUCAGGCCAAAUACAAAAGAAUGUUUCUUAUCUUUACAAUUCAAAUGCAAAUGGCAGAAGUAGGAUUUUAAAAAUCUGUUUAUCCCCUCAGCACAAUGAUAUAAAGAUGCAUAAUUUAAAAGGAAAGGAAAUGGAGGUUUUCAUGUGGGUGUUUUUGGAGGUGGGAUGGGAAUUACAUUACUUUAAAGUCAAUGAUAAACGUGACCAAGUUGAGGAUGUGCUAUCCUGCCAGGUGGUGGUCUGAGCCCAAGGGUGGUUACUGCCAGACAACUGAGCUCUGUACAAAGAAAGAAAGAAGAAAAAAAACAUCUGAUGAUGAGAAACAUUAAGGCAAAUUGACUAUGGCCUAGGAUAUGUACUUAGCACAAUGGUUUUUGUUACAUUGCACUGGUAUCACAUAAGCAUUGGGAACUUCAUCAUAAAAAUAAUAGGGAAUUCAUGCAUUUAGCUCCCAGAUCAGUUUCACAGUCAGGUCCUCCCCAAAAAAACCCAACAAAACCAAUCAAAUUCCACAUAGGCUCAAACAUGCACCCACAUUCCAUCCUGUUACCCUACACAUCUGCUCACACUGCCAUCAGUAUUACAUGUUAACAGCACAUGAACACCCAAUCCUACAUAACUAAAAAACAGAAAGAAUAAUUUAAAUAGCAGUACUUCCUGGUAAAUCUGCCUAAGUUCCAGAGAAGACUCUAGAAAUAAUCAGUCAUUAAUGGGAAUAUGACAAGGGGAUGAACCUGUUUUGUUUAUUUCUUUGUGAAAUACUGAAUGAGAACAAGCCUACAGAUGUACCUGUAUCUGUAUUUUUUCAAUUAUUUUGACUUGCUUUUAUCAAGAGAUAAUGGCAUCAGCCUGCAUCCAGUGAAGUCACUGGAAUUGAUUUAAGUGGGAACAGGAUGGGGCUCUCUUCCAGAGCUGUGAAAAUUUCUGACUAUGGGUCUGAAUUAAUUACGAGACAGUGAACAUUGUCUUUUGGCAGAGUGCCUGUUCUGCAGCUCUUUAUUUUAAACGAACACACUGUGUUCAUAAAACUGUAAAGGGGAAUCAUGGAUAAGGUUUUUGUAGUCACAGACCACUUUCAAACCAAAACCUUUUAUUUUUCAAUGCUGUUUUUCAAGGACUCUUGUAAGUUUAAUCCUCCGGUGUGAUGAUGGUCUAACCAGGUUUUGCUUACUUACUUUUGAGUCAUAAAACAACAAUUAGUUCUGUAAUUCCUCUUCCCACUCACCAAAUUAAUGUAUGGCUUAUUUUCUUGCUGUUGCAAGCACUUCUUUGGCUGGAAGAAUGGAAAUGAAGCAGUUUUUGCCUGUUUCAUGGGUCACUCCCUUAUUACUCAGUCUGUCAGACAUGAUGAGGUAAACUGUGGACAAAAUGGAAUAUGAUUUGAUUUUCAAAGGCCACGUUAAGUGUGGAUCAAAUACAGCCUUGAAAUCACCAGAGGAGAGGCAGAGAGGUAAUGAAUUUAACUUCAGCAUGUCAUUUUUCCAGUGUCCCUUUCCCAUCACCCAGAUCCAUUGAAGUGCUUGCUUGUUUUCUGGUUUAAUUCUCUCUCUGCCUCUGUGCACUUUUCCAGCAGUUUCAAAUUCAGACUGAGUUUUGCAAAGGAGAGGCUGCCUAAAGCAAAGGAGCUGCCACAUUUCUUCUACACCCUACGUGAUACACCUUGCUUUUGGAGAUAGCAUUCUUCAGAAGAGUAAAGAUGAGUAAAAACUUAAGAACAGAAGAUACAAACAGUACUUUGGUCUUAAAUACAGCCCUGCUACAGCCCUGAUCCCAAAUAUACCAAAGUGAAGCGAUGUCUUUCCUGUUGAUUUCAGAUGGAUUUCAAUGAGGUUCACAUCCUGGUGCUGCCAAAUGCACAGGCAUGAACCCAUCCAGCCAUCCACAAGCACAGUGAAACUUGCAUUCAGCUGGCACAAAUACUUCCUAGUGGUGUUGCUGUGUUUCAGGUUCUGUCAGUCCUUCUGCCACAAAACGGCCCCUGAUCCCAGAGAUGUGUAGCCUGACCAUAAGUAUUUCCUCCUCUCUGAAAAGUAGGAAGCAGAAUGAAGCAGUUUUAGGUUGUUGGCUUCAGGGCAGAUUGCAUUACAAAUCUACUUGGCUCAUCUCUGUAUUCCAAGAUUGGGAGGAGCUACAUCUGCUUGGUCCCACCCCUUUUAUGUGUUGCUCCAACUAAAGAAAACACUUCUAUUUUUAAAAUGCAAUUUUACUGACUGUUUAACUACAAAAAAACAAUAGACAAGAUAUUAAGAGCAACUGUUUAAUAUGCACAGUUUCCACCUUUACCCAAAGGCUUUUCUCUGUGCAUCUUAGCUCCAUAAUACACCAAUGGUGACUGCAGCUGAUCCAUAUUUCAGGUGCCCAGAAGCUGAGUUCUGGCAGUGAAUGCCCAGGCAAGUCUGCAAAUGCCAGCACUGACUUCUGAGAGCCUAAUUCUGCUUCCUUCUACCAAAAGGUGACAGUAAAUAGGACUGUGUAUAAUUAGGACCAAUAACAUUAUUCGCCCUGGUUUGCCUGAGUUGUUCAUGUGUUACAGGCUCUGAGCAAGCAGCUAGAAAAAUCCAGCUGGAUGGAUCUGUCUGCAGGAUUCUCUAAACUGGAGGCAGCCUCUGAUCCUAGAAGCAUGUCAGUAGGAGGCCUUGUUUCCAACAUUCUUUUUGUAAUAAAUUACAGUAACAAGCAAGUGAAAGUAAACUAUCUUGAAAACUGUCUUAACAGUUUCACUUCAGGCCACAACAGGAGCCCUGACCUCAGCUGAGCACUGGGGAAGAAAUUCCUAGAUUCAAAUCCUGCACCCAGCAAAUUCCUUGGUUUCUCCAGCAUUGAGAAUAACAGAUUUACACACCGUAAAGAGGUACUCCAUGGGAUGAGAAGGAUAGGUCACUUUGAAACAGAUUCUGAAUAUUGGAAAUGAAGAGAAUGACCCAAAAGCCAUUGUUCACCCUGGCUGCCCUGCUGGUCUGUUUAUGACUGUAAGCCAGGCUUUAAUUUAUUGUAAGUGCUGUGUGCCAGAGCAUGGGUUACAGGACAGUACUUGGCACUAUGCUUUAGUGGGUUUAAGGGAACCUUUUAAACAUAAUGUGAAUGUAGUGUUUUUGUGAUUUCUAUGUACUACAGUUUGAAGUGGUACAGUUUAUUUUAAGGACUAUUUGAUGCUACAACAACAUGAAAAAACGUAUGCGUAGUUUUCAAGUGGGUGGCAAAAAAAGGCCUUAAGGCACCUAAUCAGAUAGUACAAACUUGUUCAAUAUCUGCCUCCUUCUCACAAAUUGUUUUUCCUGUGACUUCCAGACACACUGAGACCUUCUUCAUUACAAGAAGUGUUUCUCCAUGGGCCCUGUCAGUGCAUCACAGUCCUGGUCAGGAUAGGUGAGUGCUGCAUAUAGUGAGGGCUGGUGUAAGACUGCAGUUCUUGUGUCUCUUACUGGAAGCUGCUGAGAGAGUUCCCCUUGAAUUCAGAUUUUACCCAGUCAGAUGCUUGUCCAUCCCACAGUGGUUCAGCUAGUGUUCCAAGGUCACCUUGUGAAAAAAACCUUGUGAAAAUGCUGGGGCUUAUUUAGGGUAUUUCUAAAGGUGUAUACAGUUAGCAAUAUUGGUGUGAGUGAGCAUUUUGGUCAGGCAGUUCCUGGUAUCAGGGCAAAGAUGAUGGCUUGUACCAUCUCUCUACAUCCUCACUCCCUGAAAGGAGGUUGGAGCCAGGGGGGGGUCGGUCUCUU